UUAUUACUUUCUGGGCAUCACAUUUAUUUCCAUAACCAGCUCUCUCUCUCUCUCUCUCUCUCUCUCCCCGUGUAAAUUUGACUUGCAGGUUUUCUUUUGCAGUGAAAUUGAAAUCUCCAUCACACCCUCAACCUAAAAACCUCAAACAAAAUUUUGGGUGAGAGAUGGGAGUCUUGGCACCAUACCCUUAAGCCAAACUACAAUCUUGGUGAGUUUUCCCUCACUUUCCCGAGAAAAUAUGCUGAGUUUUCUUUCUCCAUCCCAGCAACCAUAUUUCUCCUCUCUGCCGCCACCACCUCCUCCUUCCUCUGGCGGCUUCAAUUUGGACACAAAAGUGAGCCCAAGCAUCCUCCUCAUCAUCAUAAUCCUCGCCAUCAUCUUCUUCAUCUCCGGUUUGCUCCACCUCCUCGUCCGAAUCUUACUGAAACCUCCGAGCCGAGACCCUGACGAUUUGGACAAUGUCACGGCCCUGCAAGGCCAGCUGCAGCAGCUCUUCCACCUCCACGACGCUGGUGUUGACCAGUCCUUCAUCGAUACACUACCCAUCUUCAACUACAAAGCCAUCAUCGGCGUCAAAAACCCCUUCGAUUGCGCCGUUUGUUUGUGCGAAUUCGAGCCCGACGACAAGCUCCGAUUGCUGCCCAAAUGUAGCCACGCCUUCCACAUGGAGUGCAUCGACACCUGGCUCUUGUCCCACUCCACUUGCCCCCUUUGCCGCGCCAGCCUCCUCGCCGACUUCAACAGCCAUGGCUGCUCCCCAAUCGUCCUGGUUCUCGAAUCCGGCGGCGACAGUUCUAGAGAAAUUGUUUCAGAUUCAAACACCCAUUUGAGUUCACGUUUCAGGGAUGGAUUUUCAGGCGAAAUACAGGCCAAGGAGGAUCCGGAUCAGCCGCCGCCGUCGGCUGGAGAUGAAAAAGUUGUGCUUGUUAAGCUCGGGAAGUUUCGAAACGUGGACGGUGAAGGCGAAGGUAGUAGUAACAAUAACAUAGACGAGAGAAGGUGUUUUUCGAUGGGGUCUUUUGCGUAUAUAGUGGAUGAGAAUUCAUCGUUGCAAGUUCCCAUUAGAACCCCAAUGAAGAAGCAAUCGAGCAAGAAGAAGGCUUCUCUGCCAUUAACGCCUGGUCACCGGCCGGCAAUGUCUGAAUGCGACUGUGAUUCAAGAAGAGGGUUCAGUGGUUUUGAGCCAUUGAAGAGUAUUGACGGAGUUGGUGCUAAGGGAGAGAGCUUCUCAGUGUCCAAGAUUUGGCUUCGGGGGAGGAAGGAGAAGCCUAAUCCGGCGGCCGUCGAGUCGUCGAGAAGGGCGGUUUCUUUCCGGUUUCCGGUGCACUGGAAUGCGGCUUCCGGCGAGGAGUUGAAGGGUAAAAACGGUGGGAAUGGAACCAGGAGAGCUGUCUCUGAGAUCGACUUCGGGAAAUGGGAAAAUGGAGGAGGGAGUGACUUGGGUUUUGAUGAAGAAAACCAGAGCCGCAACAGCUUGGAUUCUCAGGCAAAUCCGCCAUCUUUUGCGAGGAGAACUCUGCUCUGGCUCGUGGGGAAACAGAACCAGAACAAGGUCAAAUUGGUAGUUGGGUAACAGAGAAGGAAAAAGAUUACGAGUCUGAACCAUGAACAGAGAUCUGAAUACAAAAAUCUGUGCUUUGCACUUGGAGUU
Diospyros lotus (date-plum) is the source of this 1651-nucleotide messenger RNA. RefSeq names its product RING-H2 finger protein ATL13-like. The record is from RefSeq and is a predicted model, not a curated record. Lineage: Eukaryota; Viridiplantae; Streptophyta; Magnoliopsida; Ericales; Ebenaceae. Bases 239 to 1573 code for a protein of 444 amino acids. The transcript is spliced from 2 exons.